UUGAAGGUAUAUGACGUACUUUGAGCUCUCACAGUCAUUUAAACAUUGCGGAAUAUGGCAGCCGCUCGGCUGGAAACAACAAACGUCGCGCCCGUCCGAAGCUUUCAGGGCCUCGCCGGGAACCAUGAGGCCGCAGAAUCAAUUAUUCGAUGGGCAGAGUCCUCCAGCGAGCCGGUCCUGUUUCCGGGCCUUCUGAAAGACUGGCCGGCGGUGUCGCGAUGGCGCGGAAGUGCGGGCUUGCGCCAUCUGGAGGCGCUAGCGGGCGAAGCUGAUGUGCAGGUCAUGGUGUCUCGCUCGCGCGCCUUCUACGGCGACCUGUCUCGCCACCAGCCCGCCACCCUGGCGUUCAGGGAGGCGCGGGGGGAGCGGGAGGAGUUGGAGGAGCGGGGUCGGCUGGAUAGAGGAGAAGCCGGCAGUUCGGGCUGUAACGACUCGGAGCAGGAGAGGAGCGGCAGCAGCACCAGCAGUAGCAGCGGCACCAGCAGCAGCGGCGAUGGCGGAGAGGGCGGCAGUAGCAGCGAUGAGGGCGGCAGUAGCAGCGAGGGAGCCGGGGGGACGCGGCGGCGGCCCCACGUGUACCUGGCGCAACAGCCGCUGACGGGAGGCCUGGCGCCUCUGCGGGCGGACCUGCCCACACCGAGCUGCCUGCGCACCACCCGCCUGGCCAGCGUGAACCUGUGGAUGUGCGGCGGUGCCGUGCGCUCCAGCCUCCACUACGACCCCCACCACAACCUGUUGGCGGUGGUGGCGGGCGCCAAGCGCCUCACGCUCAUCCCGCCCGCCUUCACGCCCUGCCUCUACCCCAUGACCAUCACGGGCGACUCCUCCAACCACUCGUCGGUGCCCUUCGCCUCGCCCGCCGCCGCCCUGGCCGCCUCCCACCCCGCCUACCUGCCUGCACUGGCAGCCAGCCGCACAGUGCAGCUGCAGGCGGGCGAUGCGUUGUUCCUGCCGGAGGGCUGGUGGCACCAGGUGGACAGCGGGCCGUGUGUCACCAUUGCCGUCAACUACUGGUGGAAGAGCGGGCUGGGCGAGAUGCUGGCGGCGGGGGCGGCGGCAGUAGCGGCGGGCGCGGCGGCAGUAGCAGUGGGGGCGGCGCCAGUAGCAGCGGGGGCGGCGGCAGUCGCAGCUGGGGCGGCGGAGGGGGCCGCAGUGGGCGGUGCUGGGAGGUGGAAAGGGCUGAUGCCGGGCGGCGCCGGCAGUAACGGUGCUGGCGGCGGCGGCUGCAGCACUGCUACUGGCAGUGGCGGCGGCGGCGGCGGCAGUAGCAGUGGCGGCGCUACAGCCGGCGGUUUCGGUGCGGGGAUAUCCAAUCUAUUCGCGCUGCGGCAGCUGGCGGCGGCGGCGGUCGAGGACAUUGCGGAAGUACUGCUGCGGGCGGCGGCUGUAGCGCCGCCGCCACCGCCAAUGUGGCCUCCGCCGCCGCCGCAUCCAGCUGCUGCAGCGACAACUGCUGUAGGGCCCGCACUUGAGGGAUUGGGCCCGGCGGCGGCAGCGGCGGCAGCCGAUGGCAGUAGCAUGGCGGCGGGGCGAGGACCCGCGGGAGCCGCGGCCGCCGAUGCCGAGGUCGCGGCGGCGGCGGCGGCGCUGUGCGGCGCGGUAUGUGCCGUGUGCCGCACACACGCCGGCGCCGGCGCGGGUGCAGCGCAGGUGCCGGCGGCGGCGGAGCUCGCCGCAGCGGGCCACGGCGCCGGUCCAGCGAACCAGCAGCACCCCCACCACCCCCACCAGCCCCACCAGCCCCUGGACCUGACCGCGGGCCUGCUACUGCUGCUGCCCCCCGGCGCCGCCGCCAGCCUGGGUCUGACCGGCUGCCCGGUGGCGGCCGCCCUGGCGCACAUACUCCUGCCGCCGCCGCCGCAGCAGCAGCAGCCACAACUGCUACAGCCGCCACCGCCGCUACAGCCGCUACAGCCGCCGCAGCAGCAGCCGCUACAGCCGCAGUCUCACCAGCAGGGCGCAUCACCGGAGUUUCAACCACAGCCCGCCACAGCAGCCGCCACAGCAGCCGCCACCUCUUUUGGACAGGCCGCGCGCUGCUGCCGCCGCCCCAGCCGCCGCCGCAGCCGCAGCCGGCCGCCGCACGUGCUGCUAGCAGAGGCUCUGCACGUUCUGUGCGUGUCUCAACCGGCGGCAGCGGCGGCGCUGCUGGGCGCGUGCUGCCGAGUGCCGGCGGCGGCGGCGUUGUUGAGUCGGGCGUUUGACCGGCUGGGGUCAGAGGAGGAGGUGGAGGCGGAGGAGGAGCAGGCGCAGGAGGAGCAGGAGGAGGAGGAAGAGGCGGUGGGGAAGGGCGAAAGGGGUGACGAAGACGGGACAGGUGCGCCAGAGGCAAGCCCUGGGGAUGGGAAAGGGGUUGCCAACCGGCUUAAGCGCAGCGGUACCGAGGCACAGAAUGAGGGUCAGGCGUCCCCGUGUGUGAAGCGCGUGAGAAGGUCGGAGCCGCCGCCAACGGGGGCAGCAGCAGGCGCGGCAGCUGCAGCUUAUGCAGCAGCAUCACCACCACCACCACCAGCAGCGGAUGCACCAGCAGCAGCAGCAGCAGCAGCAGCGGAUGCACCAAUACCAGCAACGGUGACCGGUGCAGCGGGGGAGGAGGGCGGCUGCAGGGGUGGCAGGGUAGGCAACACCAAUAGCGGCGGCGGCCCUAGGGACAGCCGCAGGCGCCCCGGCAGCGUCAGCGGGGGCGGGGGCGGCAGCGGCAGCGGGGGCGGCAGCGGGGGCGGGGGCGGGACCGGGGGCGGCCACGGCGAGUACCCCGGACAUUCCGAGUUCUUUCGUCUCCUGUACUCGACUGUGGAUGACCCCGACCAGGUGUUUGCCGCGCUGCUGGCGGGCCGGGCACAGCUGCAUGCGGCGGCGCGGCGGCUGCUGGUGGAGAGGGUGCUGGGCUAGCUGCUGGCGCCGCGCCGCCGCGUGGUGACUGGAUUGGCGCACGACAUAUGCUGACACCUGGCCUGCCCAUGACGGCGGUGGGCUGCGAGCUGGGUUGCUGGGCUGAAGGGUGUGAUGGAGAGCGUGCUUGGGCCAAGCCAAUUGGGCACGAUGCAGCCGAAUGCGAGGGCGUCGGUGAGUACGGUACGGUAGGCAUGUGCGCAAUGGCGACCAGAGAGGCGCAGAGACUUGCUGGGGAGAGGUGGAGUUGAUGGGAGGCUGCGGUGUAGCGGUGGGCGGUGUGGGCGGGGGCUCACGUGCAGGCAGGCAGGCAGGCAGGCAGGCAGGCAGGCAGGCAGGCAGGCAGGCAGGCAGGCAGGCAGGCAGGCAGGCAGGCAGGCAGGCAGGCAGGCAGGCAGGCAAGCAGGCAGGCGCAUUCCGGCUUGAGACCAGCUAGCUACCGCCGUGUGGUGUUAGUUCGCUGUGGCUGUGGGCUUGUGGGCUCGCCAUCAGCGGCUCGUGCUCAGACGCAUCGGGGUGUGUACGGUGCAUGUAUAGAACAUCGGUUGGUAGUGUCGGCGGCACCUCCGCACGGCGGCGCGCAGGACUAUCGUACAUGGGUGUGCGGUGGGACAGUGGUAAGGCAGGUUGGUAAAGUCCCGUAGGGUGCAGCUGAUUCCCAGAACCCAACAGAUGGCACACAACUUGCAACGGCAGGGCAGGAGUACGCGGCUGGUCGAACGCCGGAGUUACUGUACCGAGUUGCGGGGUUCGUACAUGGGUGUCAGUCAAUAGGUAUCGGCACCAUUGCACAGCAGGAGCAUCGUGGGACCGUAAGGAGUCCACUGGACUCCGAAGAUGGAAAGUUUCAAUGCGUGCUGCUCGGUGCAACAUUGUUACAGUACUUCGCGGAG
Messenger RNA from Chlamydomonas reinhardtii, 3785 nucleotides. RefSeq lists its product as uncharacterized. The transcript has 10 exons. Lineage: Eukaryota; Viridiplantae; Chlorophyta; Chlorophyceae; Chlamydomonadales; Chlamydomonadaceae. The record is from RefSeq and is a predicted model, not a curated record. Bases 55 to 2892 code for a protein of 945 amino acids. Gene Ontology annotation, molecular function: 2-oxoglutarate-dependent dioxygenase activity.